Malassezia pachydermatis is the source of this 615-nucleotide messenger RNA. RefSeq names its product 60s ribosomal protein l15. The coding region runs from base 1 to 615 and encodes 204 amino acids. Gene Ontology annotation, biological process: cytoplasmic translation. The record is from RefSeq and is a predicted model, not a curated record. Gene Ontology annotation, cellular component: ribosome; cytosolic large ribosomal subunit. The transcript is spliced from 2 exons. Lineage: Eukaryota; Fungi; Basidiomycota; Malasseziomycetes; Malasseziales; Malasseziaceae. Gene Ontology annotation, molecular function: structural constituent of ribosome; RNA binding.
AUGGGUGCCUACAAGUACCUUGAGGAGCUGUACAAGAAGAAGCAGAGCGAUGUGCUCCGUUUCCUGCUUCGUGUUCGCUGCUGGGAGUACCGUCAGUUGAACGUGGUCCACCGCGCCUCGCGCCCGUCGCGCCCUGACAAGGCUCGCCGCCUUGGCUACAAGGCCAAGCAGGGCUACGUGAUCUACCGUGUGCGUGUCCGCCGCGGUAACCGCAAGAAGCCUGUUUCGAAGGGUGCCACCUACGGUAAGCCGGUGCGCCAGGGUGUGAACCACCUCAAGCCCCAGCGCUCGCUCCGCACCCUCGCUGAGGAGCGCGUUGGCCGCAAGGCUUCGAACCUGCGUGUCCUCAACUCGUACUGGGUGAACCAGGACGGUGUGUACAAGUACUUUGAGGUCAUCUGUGUCGACCCGCAGCACAAGGCGAUCCGCCGCGACCCGCGCAUCAACUGGAUCGCCAACGCCGUUCACAAGCACCGUGAGUCGCGUGGCCUCACUUCCGCCGGCAAGAAGAGCCGCGGUAUUGGCAAGGGCCACCGCUUCAACAACACCCACGGUGGUGGCAAGAACGCGACCUACCGCAAGCACCAGACCCUCCAGCUCAGGCGCUACCGUUAA